This is a messenger RNA of Nannizzia gypsea CBS 118893, 1950 nucleotides long. RefSeq lists its product as hypothetical. Bases 1 to 1950 code for a protein of 649 amino acids. The transcript is spliced from 2 exons. Lineage: Eukaryota; Fungi; Ascomycota; Eurotiomycetes; Onygenales; Arthrodermataceae. The record is from RefSeq and is a predicted model, not a curated record.
AUGGUGUACGAUUGGGAGGGCAAGAGGGAUGUCUGCUACAGGAUGUACAUCGAGGAGAAGAAGCCGCUGGAGGACAUCAUCGAGUACAUGCGGGCAUUUCACCAGUUCUCUCCCAGCAAACGCGCGUUCCAAACCCAGUUCAAGCGAUGGGGAUUCCCUUCAAAGCAGAAUCCAGCAUAUAAAAGGGCAGAACUUGUGGCGCGCAUCAAGCAGCUAUGGGAGAACAAUACGUCGCAGCGCGAUAUGAUUCGUAUCCUUAACGCAGAAGGGUACGAAGUCAAGGAGCGCGAAGUAAUGAGGGUACGGGCAAAGUAUAGGUGGCUACUACGGGUUCCCAAUGGCAUGAGACCCGCCGUCACCGCUGCUACUUCCUCGGUGACGGGCUCUGCCUUAUCUGCGCCUGGUAAUGAAGUUCAGCAGCAGCCGGAGAGAGGACUGAUAGAGAUUCAGAGAGACACACCCAAGGGGGUAGCAGCAGCUCCAGGGAGCGAGGGGAUACAAGGGCGAGCUGACAGGGAAGCCGAUGACGGUGCAAAUGGUGGUACUAGUGCCGGUGCCAAUGCUACAUCUCCUACUGCCUCUAUUGUACCAGAGAAUACCAAUGCUAGGCGCAAGGAGAGGCUAGAGAAGCUAAAAGCUGAGAGCGAGGAAAGAUGGGCUACCAAGAGACGUCGACGGCGCACUCGCGAAUGGGCAGGAUUACCACCAGACCCUCCUGGUCCUCCUCGCUUUCCGUCAGAGACGACAAUAGAUCAGAGCAAGAAGUAUCUGGGCCUGGAUAAUGACAGUUAUCGCGGGGUCCGGGAGGCAUUCCAGCGGAUAUGCGAGGAGGCUGGGCUCAUCAAGAAAACCCUUGCCGGGCCUGAAAAAUGGCAGAUGGCGAAGGACAGACUUAUCAACGAAUCCACGCACCUCCAGACAGUGUUUUGGGGUGAGCCUGUUCUCCUCGAUGCAAAGGCUUUGGCCCUUGAUGUCGUUUGCACCGACGUUACGAAGCGGAUGCGUACCAUUGAACGACGGAUGACAAUUGCAGAAGCCAAAAACGCACUGGGGAUAAACCCUGAGGAAAGCAGGCAGGUUAGAAACGCAUUCUACGAGAUGCUCAAGGCCAGCCAUGUUACCAGCAAGCUUGAAGCUGGGAACGAGCAGUGGAUGGAACUAAAGGACCAGUGGAUCAGGGAAUCGGAACUCCUUCAGCAUAUCCUGAACUCACCCAGCACGGGUAUUGAACAUGCAACGAGACUUAAGGCUGUGGAGGUCCUCUGUCGAGACGUGAUGAAGAGACUACGGGAUGACCAGACCAAGCGUGAUUCCUCUCGAAAGAGGCCUCAUCCGGGAGCCAGCACGCCGAAGCCAGCGCCGUCAAGGCAGGAACAACUAGUAACACCAACAUCUUCCAGGCCUACAGCCACUUGCAUCCCGAACCGCAUCAGUACGCUGGCAUCAGAAGCUCUUGCGAGUGCACCCACCGUUCCCCCUGGCGAAGUUCCUGAUAUACAGGUCGACCCGUCUCUGCUUCAGGCUGCCGCAGAUGGCCAUUCUUCUCUAGCUUCGGACUCAACCACCCAUCAACCUUCCACUGCCACCACCGCCACCACCACCAGCAGCCCACAUGCUCUCAGCUAUGUUGAUCCUAGCCUUCAUGCUCCAGUGAACCCAAGGCCCCUGUACUUCCACAUACACCCACAGUCGUCUCCUCCGUGUCUCGAAGACCCUGAUCCGUGGAUUGAUAAGCUCACUGUCCCGUCCGUAGCUGGGUUGCGCAGCAUGAUCCUGUCCAGAAUCAAGAAUGCACAGGAGGUGGUGAGAAUUGAAGGCAUCGACACAGCGGGCCGUAGCCAGGGCCAGCAGCCGCAGCAUCCGGUAGUUAUUAGUGACGAUACCGAGCUCAAUGCAUAUCUGCAGCGCAUGAAAGGGUUCGAGGCGACCUUUAUCGUGCUGCUGCGUUGA